This is a messenger RNA of Solanum dulcamara, 510 nucleotides long. RefSeq lists its product as uncharacterized. The coding region runs from base 1 to 510 and encodes 169 amino acids. The record is from RefSeq and is a predicted model, not a curated record. The transcript is spliced from 2 exons. NCBI's taxonomy places the organism in Eukaryota, Viridiplantae, Streptophyta, Magnoliopsida, Solanales, Solanaceae.
AUGGUUGAAGAUAGUGAACUAUGGGACAUCGUCAUCGAUAGCCCUUUUAUUCCCACAAUAGAACUGGAGGAAGGAGAUGUUACCAAAGUUAUGCCAAAGACUUGGCAACAAUACAAUGAAGCUGACAGAAAGAAGAUUGAGAAGAACUACAAGAGGACUGAGCAAGUUAAAGAAUCCAAGGUUGGCAUGCUAACUACUCAGUAUGAAAACUUUGUUAUGAAGGAAGGAGAAACCAUUCAUGAAAUGUAUACCAAAUUUUCUUCUAUAAUAAAUGAGCUGAGGUGUCUUGGUGAAUCUAUCAGUCAAAGCAAGCAAGUUAGGAAGAUUCUGAGAGUUAUUUCAAAAUCUUGGGAGAGGAAAGUGGAUGUUAUUACUGAGGCCAAGGAUCUGAAAACCCUCAUCAUGGAUGUACUCAUUGGAAAUCUACAAACCUAUAAGUUAAACAAGCAUCAUGAUAGCUAUAAAAGGGACAACAAUAAGGUCUUUAGCAUUGAAAUAUGCUCAAAGUGA